GAACACAUUCCCGGCUUGUUCUAGCUAACAAGAUAUUUUACCAGCAUUGUCCCAGAGUGUCACUUCAUCCUUCCGGUCUUACUUGUCGGAUUUCAUGGGCGGUCGAGACCCACUCGCACCAUCUACAAACAUGCCCGCCUGGACAUCUGUGGGCGCCAAUGCUGCCAUGCUUCCGAUUCUCCGGUUCCCCGCACCAAAAGCCAGUGAGGCAGUGUAUCAACCAGUAAUGGAAUCAAGACACCCAUCAUUGACACGAUGUCGUAAAUGGGAUAACGUGGGAUAUCAGUAUGCGCCCGUUGACGAUGCCGCGACUGUAGCCGCGCGGAAGCGAGACUCCGCCGGCCUCACCAAAACGGUGGUCGUCGUAACCAUGGCUUUACUGGUCACCAUUGUGAUCAUUGAAGCAUGCUUGAUAGUUGGAAGCUUACUACUUCGGCAACGCUUGCAGCGGAUCCACCGUGCGGUCGAGUUCGAUGAAGCGGAAAUGUCCAGCGCGGUGAAAACUCUGAAGAAGAAUCAGAGUAUGCUCAUGAAAUCUGGGGCCGCGGACGAGACUCAAGUGGGAUUGGUGAGCAAGCUGGCUAGUGCUGUUUCCAAGAGGAAGCAGAGUAUAUAUGAGGAAGAGCGACCAGAUCCUGUAUUAGUGGAAUGUCGUAGUGUGACUUACAGAGCAGGGGACUCUGUCCAUGGGAAAAGAUUGUUAGAUGAUGUGACUAUCGCCUGUAGACCUGGAUCCGUAACUGCGAUCAUGGGACCGAGUGGGGCUGGCAAGACUACCCUAUUGAGUCUCUUGACACGAAGGCUCAAGGCAGGCGCAGGUGUUGAAGAGCGCAUUCUGUAUCGCCGUAGACCUUUGUCACAUAUUACUGCCCAGAAGUUCCGCGCAAUGACCGGCUUUGUUGCGCAACACGAUGCGCCAUACUAUGGGUUGACCGUGCGCGAAGUCAUGAUGUUCAACGCAAUGCUUGAGCUCCCUCCAACGAUCCCCAAUAUCGAAAAAGUUCGCCGAGUUCAUCGCCUGCUGCGAUUGCUGAAUCUGCUUCCAUGCGCAGAUGUUGUAAUUCAACGGCCGGAGGCAAACAAAGGUGGAAUAUCUGGUGGUCAAAUGAGGAGGUUAUCCAUCGCAGUGGCCAUGCUGAAAAGACCUAGCGUGAUCUUCCUCGAUGAGCCUACGUCGGGCCUAGACGCCAAAUCCUCCCUUGAUGUUGCCAAGGCCAUGAGCGAAUUGGGUUCUCAAGGUUACACUGUCAUCUGCUCUAUUCAUCAGCCGCGACCGGAGAUGUUUGCGCUUUUCGAUCAAGUGACUGUUUUGGUGCAUGGUCGGCUGCUCUUUUCCGGGCCACCAGAUGAGUCGGUGGAGCAUUUCAAGAAGUUGCGCACACGGCUCGAGGCUCGGGAAGCUGGAACCGACAAUGUCAUCGAAGACGCCGCCGUUCAUCGCCAAGGAACUUCCGUUGUGGGGAGCGACAUUGUCUCAAGAGAAGAUGGCGAGGGCGCUGACCGCGCCAAUCCUGCCGAUCUGGUGUUGGACGUCGCGAGUACAAUCAAACCGAUUGAUUCCGCUUGGGCUGCACGGCAAUGGUUUCCUCUUGACGUGAUUGAUGAGGAAGAAGCAAAUACUGCCGCCAAGGUGUCGGAAGGGAGACCGCCAGUGCAACCAACGGCCAUCGAUGUCGGAUCAGUGGAGGAUAUGACAUCCCGAUCGCCGCAGCCGGCAAAUGGCCGUGUUUCGACCACACGGAACACCGAUAUCUUCAAUGAAACGCUGGAGGUUGCAAAGAAAUGGACGGUUGUGGAGGGCGGCAGGGUGUUUGUUCCCCUGCAAGGCGCCACUCGACGAGCCUCGGAGCCCUUGCUCCGUGCGACGUCCGGGGCCAACGGAGUUUUCAUUUUGAAGCCAGAUUGGCAGGACCGCCUAGAGAUAGGCACUACCAUGCGAUCUUUCGCGAUGGACGCUAACUCACCCAGUGCGGAUGGAGAACGGAGUGUGAUCGAACCGUCCACAAGUACGUCGCAGUCUCUUGAUCUCCUCAGUUAUAACAAGGACGCGAAAGCCAUCAAGAAGGUGGCACCUCCCCGGCCGUCUGUAGCACUCCAGGUUCUCAUCGUCACGGGCAGAUGGUGGGCGACACGGCCGAUUCUUCGGAAAUUCAAUAUGAUGAUUGUUUCCGCCUGUGGAGUGCUGAUUCUGUCGCUUUUGCAACGCCGUCCUGGCACAGAUGUGCUCUCAUUGGUCCUUCAAACGAAGGGAUUGGCAUUGGCAUGCAUCGGUUUGCCCGCCCUGAAGAACAUCCACAUCUCGUUCGAUUACUACGAUGAUCGCGACAUAUACAACUUCGAUUCGCAAAAUGGUACCGUUGCCGCAAUAACAUUCUUCGUCCACCGCCUCGUGUACGAGACCGCCAAUGCGACAAUGGAAGGCUUCAUCGCCGUCAUCUCCGCCUACUUCAUUCUCGGCUGCAACCCUGACCCCAUUCGCAUCGGCACGGCCAUGAUCCUAUUCGUCGUCUAUUACAACUGCACAACCACGCUCUUCACCCUCGUGUAUUGCACCCGGCUCGCAAGGCCGGAAGCGCGAAGCGUCGCCUUCUUCAGUCAGGCAGUUUUGGCCAUCGUCAGUGGCAUUUGGAUCAAGAAGGGGGACGCGGCCAUCUAUGAUGGUAUCGCGUGGGCGCAGUACCUCAACCCAACAUACUGGGCUCUCUCAGCUCUGGUGCGCACCAAUGCGGCCGAUACAGGCGAAUGCAUCCUGCGCAAGGAGGGUGUUUGUCAAGCGACGGUGGGAGAUGUCAUCGCUGAGGAGGCCAGAGCAGAUCGCAUCAGCCCUCGCUCUGGACUGUUUGCGCUAGGCAUCAUUUGGGCAACGAUGCGAUGCAUUCAGUUGAUUUUACUCUAUCGCGACGCAUACUGGGACACGUUCUACACGGGCGUGAAACAGUCUAUCUCCGACUGGCUCAAGAAGCAAAUGACCGAUCCUGAAAAUCAAGCAACGGCGGGCACACAAACGGGUGCUUCUUUGGAAGCCAUGCCGGAUCUCUAUCCGAUUGGGAAGAAGGGCAACGUAGAUCGAGAGUCUGGGAUGGCUUAGUACUUUCUAUUCCCCUACACCGUACAGAUCGCUGUAG
Fimicolochytrium jonesii is the source of this 3125-nucleotide messenger RNA. RefSeq lists its product as uncharacterized. Gene Ontology annotation, cellular component: membrane. The record is from RefSeq and is a predicted model, not a curated record. NCBI's taxonomy places the organism in Eukaryota, Fungi, Chytridiomycota, Chytridiomycetes, Spizellomycetales, Powellomycetaceae. Gene Ontology annotation, molecular function: ATP binding; ATP hydrolysis activity; ABC-type transporter activity. The transcript has 5 exons. Bases 95 to 3088 code for a protein of 997 amino acids.